AAUUCAAUCACUUGCAUCAAGUCGGACCCUGCUUCUAGACGGUUAAAUCCAAGAGAAUUCACAAGUGCAAGACCAUCUCUCAUAGCUAUAGCUUCAGUAGAAAGUACAUCGACGGCAAAAGGAAUAACCUUACAAGUAGCUGCAAUGAAGUUACUUUAUUCAUCUCCCCUUUUAAUGGUAGAGAUUAUGUACAUCAAAGGGUAGCAGGGUAGCUUGGUCGGGAGUUCUUUUAUUUGAGUCUUUGUUAGUUCCGUUGCGUUCCUUUUGCUUCAAUUGUAAAAGGAAGCGGUAUGAUGACAAUAUUGGUACGUUCGCAUUGUGCUUCUCCUCUCCACGCUCCCUAGUUUUUGUACUUCUUUUAGUCUCAACCACAAAAACCAAUGUAGUCCCUUGGCACUGUUCAAAAAAUCUUCUGAUUCAGCGAUUUAUCGUCCGAUUUAUCGCUACUCUUGGGGUGACUGAUAAGAUUAUGUCUUAUCUUCAUCAUUUAUCGUUUGUGCCGAUUUAUUUCUAUGACAAGCGAUUUAUCAAGAAUCUACCGAUAAAUCGGGCCUAUUCAUAGCACUAUGUUCGCAGAAACUAUGUUUAUUUGCAUUUUGUGGACCUUGUUAUGCUAUAUGUAUUGUUGUACUAUUUUGUUUGUCAUUAUACGAUAAUUCAAAGGCUAGGAAUCAAGAUAACACUUCUGCCCAAUAUUGUUUUGGUGUUGAAUAUAGCAUAUUUUAGUGUUGAGAACCUAGGAUUUGUAAAAAAAAAUGGUUGACUAAUAGCCGACCGGUAAGAUCGAUUAAUCGCCCGAUUUCCAAUUAAUCUCUAAUCCUCAGCUGACCGAGACACUAACAAUAAGCGAUAUCCUCAACAUUGUCCCUUGAUAAAGAAAUAUAAGAGCGUUUAGAUGACGCUCUUAUACUAAGAAGACUAGGCCUACAAGGGUUCGAUUUUUCUGGAUUUUUCGGAAAUUUUUUUACCGCCCUUGUUAGCACGACGCGUGUGCUCAAGAGUCUCUGGGCGUAGCUUUUUUUUUUUACUGGCAAAGCAUUUUACACGUUUGGAUUUCUAGAGAGGUCGACCGCCGCUUUGAAUGUCUAAUCUGUCCCUUACAAUGUCUGGUCUUCCUCCAAUCGUGGGCCGCGUGGCACGGUUUUCACCACGUCGGUUUGCGAGAUGUCUCGAGAUCGUUCGUGGAUCCAUCCAGUCUAUGGUCCCACCGCCUUUUCUCUUGUAUAAAUAAGGAGUCUCCCAUCGCCCAACAGAAGACGAGCUCUCGUCCAUGGCAAAGAGAAAGAUGCAGAAAGAAUGGUGUCCGUACAGAGCAUGGGACGGUCGCAGCCGGGUACCCAAGGUGCCGGCGCUACUGGCUGACAAAGCCGCGCUAUGCUGCACAUGAGGAGGAUUGGAGGAACACCCAAUCAAUCGGAGGGCGGGUGGGCUGAGCAGCCGGACGGCGCUGCCAUGGGGGCAAGCGGUGAGCACGUGACAUGUAUCUGCCACUGCUGGCGAACGCUCCCGGCGCUGGAGACGGCCGUUCUUUUCCGCAGAGCUCUCACAAAUCAGUCAACCUACGAAGUGGCCAGAUGGAAGGGGCUAUUCUACUUGAGGGUAAUUCUGGACAAAGCUCAUCCAUUCAGUAAAUGCAUAUAUAGAAACAUCUGUGACUUCUGCCUCACUAUGGAAUGAAGUUGCUCCCGAAGUCAUGUGAGGCUAGAGAUAUAGUUUACUGUCCUAUGAUUUCAGCAAUAUACGACUGGAAGUAGGUUCCUGUGAUUGAAACUGUACAGGGUGAUUUCUCACGCUUCUGUAUGAAUGUGAAUUCGAGCUGUGAUUGUAUGUCGCAGUCUACAGUUUUGCUCCUCUCUUUUCAUAGCCAAGCACAGUUUGCUCUUUUAAGCCAUUUGUGUUUGCAUCGCCAUUCAGAUUUUCUGUGAACUCAAUACCCUCCAAUUUCUCAUUCUUCUACUGUUCCGUUGUGCAAUAACCUUUCAAUCUAUGUAUUGCUUUAUGAAUUAGCAAAAAAAAAAACUCUGGCUAGAGAAAGCUGCAUGUAUAAUGAUGCAUAUA
Molecule: messenger RNA, 2058 nt
Organism: Triticum dicoccoides
Lineage: Eukaryota; Viridiplantae; Streptophyta; Magnoliopsida; Poales; Poaceae
Exons: 3
Coding region: 1375-1677 (100 amino acids)
Source: RefSeq, a predicted model, not a curated record